AGUUAACUGAAGAAAAAAUCAACCAAGAAAAAGCUGCAUUGGCGGAGUAUUUUGAGACCUUUGCACGUGAAGCACAGUUUAAUUUGACAUCGCUUCUUUUGCAAAUAUAUGACGGUUUUAACAAUGGAAUACCCGAUGAUAAACCAUUUGAUUGCAUAUUUGGUACACAUUUCAUCUUUGAAAAAAUGAUGGGUUGUAGGUUUCGUAUAUCUCCUAGAGCGUUUUUUCAAACAAAUACGCUUGCUGCUCAGGUUUUGUAUGAAAAAUGUGGAGAAUAUAUAAAAGAGUUAUUUCCCGCUGAAAAAGAGUCUGCGAUGUUGAUUGACAUGUGUUGUGGAACCGGAACUAUUGGAAUUGCAUUGUCUAAAA
Molecule: messenger RNA, 369 nt
Organism: Racocetra persica
Lineage: Eukaryota; Fungi; Glomeromycota; Glomeromycetes; Diversisporales; Gigasporaceae
Source: the annotation of a GenBank genome assembly